AUGGACGCUUGUGAGAAUUGCAAAAGAUCAGACGUCGCCUUAAUGCAGUGCAGUAGCUGCCAUCGGGUUGCAUACUGUUCUCAAGCCUGCCAAAAAUCUAACUGAAAAGUCCACAAAUUAAUCUGUGAUAACCCUAAUCUAGUCCAAUGGGAUCCAGAACUUGUCGAGAAUUUUCUAAAUUUCAUGAUAGAAAGUAUCGACAUUUACAAAAUUUUGCUAUUAAUUGACCGCGUUGCUGCACAAAAAUACCAAGCUAAGCUACAUUCAAAGCCUUCUCGCCAUGAUCACGACCAUGGCCAUGAAGAACAUGGAUGCUCACAUAAAGCCCAUUCCAUUGUAUUAGACCAAGACUCAACUACACUUGAAAAAGUCCUCGCUCAGGCAACUUCACGAUCACGCCUCUAUGAACUUCUCCCAGAGAUUGCCAAACAAGCAGCAGAUAUUUUCAAAAAUAUAAAAGAAAAAGGCUUAAAAGAUGGUCUCACAAUGGAUGAGUGAGAUUACGGUUAGAGGUUUAAAAGUGGUUUAUUUCAGCCCCUAUCUAGUUGAGCUUCUACUUCACGCUCAAGUGGUGCUAAGCCCUAAAGCCACCUAAUGUCCUUUUCCUGCUGUGCCACCAAAAAAGGUGAUGUUGUCAGUCUAACAGGGAGACUUUCCCUAACCUGCUUGGAUCAAAAAUCGUAGCACAGGACUCUGUUAACUCCUGUUAAUGCUCAGGGUAUGAGGGAAGCGUCCAAUGCCUCCUUCUGGAACUACCUCUGCCAUUUACAGGCAACAUUAUGUUCCUCCAGAAGUGUCCGAUUGAUGUUGCACCUUCAGUCCCUCUUGUCUCUGGGUCGAGGGAGGCCCAGUAAUCUCAAGUCUGUACCCCACCACGGAAUCACUGCCACCUGCGACCCAGUAGUCGCCCAUAACCAAUUUUUCUUUUUCGGCUCCAAAUCCUGGUUUUUUAUCGCUCUAAAAACAACUAAUUGUUAUGAUUACAAUAUUCUACAAUGGAUGAAGACACUGAAAAGCAAGUAUUAAAGCAACUAAUGGAAGAAGCAAUGUCAAGGAGAAUCCAAACUGAAGUAAAUUCCACCUAUAGACGAGAAGAAGAAACCUUUAGCAAGCAGCCUAUGCUUUUUGCUCAUCCUUCAGGGUUCCAAGAGACAGUAAACAAAGAGCUUGACAUAUUGACCCAGGAAACCAUGGAAAGUCUUAUGACGAGAGAUUAUGCAAUUCAAGACAAUUUUCUUGACAAUUACAAUGUCACUGAUAAACUCUUUGAGGAGUCUGAAUAUCUUGAUUUUGAUGGGAAAUUCGAGGAGCUGCUUUCUCAAAAACUGAAGAAAAUAAGGACUGAUAAAGUUUUGUGGAUACCUAAAGAUACAAUUGAUGCAAGUAUUAAAGGAAAACAUGAAACUCCUUUGCAUUUAUCAUUAUCUUAUUGCCCUGCUAUGCAGUCUCUAUCAGACCAUUUCUUUUCAAUUCCAUUUGAACUUAAUAAAAAGACAAAUUUAAGCUUACAGGUAAAUGACCGUAUUCUGCUAGACUGUUUUUCUGUAAAUACUUAUAUAUUUUUACAAUGAAUUGACCUAUAAUAAAGAAAAAAAUUUCAUACUAGGCUAUUCUAGGAAAAAACUAUAUCACUAUGCACAUAUGGACAGUGGGUUCGGAAAAGACGACUCUGGGAAGAAAAUCACCUGUAUUUAUAUGAUCACCAAAGGAUACGGAGAAAGAAUAAUUGUAGGAAAUGAAGAAAUUCCAAUAGUUCAUAAUAGACUGGUAAUAUUGAAGUCAAGAAAAGUACAGAUAACGGUGCCGGAGACCUCUCAGAAGUUCUUUUUAGCGUAUUAUUUUAUUUCUGGUCCAUGUGAUCCUUAUCAAUAA
Molecule: messenger RNA, 1872 nt
Organism: Blepharisma stoltei
Lineage: Eukaryota; Ciliophora; Heterotrichea; Heterotrichida; Blepharismidae
Source: the annotation of a GenBank genome assembly